AAGACCCAAAUCAAAAAAUGCCAGCAUAGUGUGAGUGAGUUAGAGGAGUAGCAGAAGAAGAAAAAGAGAGGUUGUUUUUGUUGGAUCAUAUGGAGGACUGGAGCAUUAAAUCUGCAGAGUCCGUGGAGGAAUUCAAGCCCAUAAGGAUUCUGGGGCAUGGUGAUAUGGGGAAUGUUUUCUUGGUAAUGCAUUUGCACAGUAGAAAACCUGUGGCUAUGAAGGUGAUUGAUAAACAGGUUGUGGAGGAGAAGAGGAGUUUUAAGAGGGUUCAGAUGGAGAAAGAGAUCCUGUCAAAGUUGGAUCAUCCUUUUCUGCCCAGACUGUUUGCUAAAUUUGAGUCUUCAAACCAUUACUAUCUUUUGAUGGGUUAUUGCUCUGGAGGGGACCUUAGUGUGCUCAGACAGAACCAGCAGGAUAAAAGAUUUUCAGAGUCUGCUGCUAGGUUUUAUGCAGCAGAAAUAGUCCUUGCUCUUGAGUACCUUCAUCAGCAUGGAAUAUUGUAUAGAGAUUUGAAACCAGAAAACAUACUAGUUCAAGCCAAUGGGCAUAUUAUCCUCACUGACUUUGAUCUCUCCAUCAUCAUCAAUAGCCUUCAAAGGCGUAGAUCAAGAUCCUUCGACGGAGACAAAAAGACAAACAAGGCAGAUUUCCAAAGGCCCCUUCUAGACAAGUUGAAUCUCACUAGAGCCAAAAAUCACAUAGAUUCAUCUACCUCAAUACCAAAACAAGAGGAACGAGUGAGAUCAAUUUCCAAGUCUAAUAGCUUUAAGAAUUACAAAUAUACUUGUCAUGACAACACCAAAAGCAAAUCAUUUUUUGACGAGUCACAUUCAUUUGUUGGAACUGAAGAGUAUGUUUCCCCUGAGGUCUUAUGGGGCAUAGGGCAUGGCUAUGUUGUAGAUUGGUGGGCUUUUGGAAUAGUAUUGUAUGAGAUGGUAUAUGGGAAGACCCCUUUCAAGGGAUCCACAAGGAAGGAAACAUUUUUUAAUGUGCUAUGUAAAGAGCCACAAUUAUUAGGACCCCAAUCCCCUUUGAAGGAUUUGAUUCAACAUUUAUUAGUGAAGGAUCCAAGUGAGAGGCUAGGAUUUAACAAUGAUGCACAUGAAAUAAAGAAUCAUGAAUUCUUUAAUGGGGUUAAGUGGGAUGAGUUAGAGUUUGUGUCUAGGCCACCAUUUGUGCCCCCACCCUUUAGUUUUGAUAAUUAUGAAGAUAUGAUUGAUGAUAAUUCAAAAAUAAAAGAAAAGAUAGAUUUUUUUUGAAAAUUUAUCUUAGAGUAAAUAAGUCAUAAAUGUUACCAAGAAAACAAUAAUAGUCCAUAUUAUGAAUGGCA
Molecule: messenger RNA, 1330 nt
Organism: Cryptomeria japonica (Japanese cedar)
Lineage: Eukaryota; Viridiplantae; Streptophyta; Pinopsida; Cupressales; Cupressaceae
Product: serine/threonine-protein kinase UCNL-like
Exons: 2
Coding region: 90-1259 (389 amino acids)
Biological process (GO): protein phosphorylation
Cellular component (GO): nucleus; cytoplasm; plasma membrane
Molecular function (GO): ATP binding; protein serine/threonine kinase activity
Source: RefSeq, a predicted model, not a curated record